Molecule: messenger RNA, 3107 nt
Organism: Phytophthora nicotianae INRA-310
Lineage: Eukaryota; Oomycota; Peronosporomycetes; Peronosporales; Peronosporaceae
Exons: 1
Coding region: 41-2986 (981 amino acids)
Biological process (GO): DNA replication; DNA replication initiation
Cellular component (GO): nuclear pre-replicative complex; nuclear origin of replication recognition complex; DNA replication preinitiation complex
Molecular function (GO): DNA replication origin binding
Source: RefSeq, a predicted model, not a curated record
AGCUCUUCGCGCCAUUAUCUAUUGCAAAGGCGUAUCGCCAAUGGAGACUUCGGCCUUCUCCACGGGCGUGUCGAUCCAGUUUCCGUAUGGCCGAUCGGCAGCUAAUAACUCGUCAAGAAAUAAAAACGAGCGAGUGCAGUACCAGUUCCCGUUUCCUGGGGACUCUAAAACCUCCUCGGAGCGUCAAUACAGAGCCGACACUGAGGCUUACAAUGUGUGUCAAGAGCUGGCGUAUCAUUUCGCCUGUGAGAAGACGCGUCGUGCCGUGCAGGAAUUAUUACGCAAGAGCAACGACACGAGCUACAGUCAAGUACUGAGGUUCUUCGAGAAGUACUGUGCACGUGACGACACCGGAUCAAUAACCAAAGUAUCAACAAGAGGAGCGUCGCCGUCUGGUCGACGCCUGCGCAAUCCCAAUGUUCCUGUGAUAUUCCCUGAGUUCCACGCAUUCCCAACCGCUGCUGUAAUCGCUGGAACCGACGCAACGUCCAGUGAUCUAUGGAUUGAGCCACUAACGCACAAACUGCGACGAACAUUCCCUCUCUCUAUCAAAGUGCAGCGAGAUGUAGCAACAGCUCGACGAUUCAUCGAGUGGCUUGCUACACGACUGGCAAAACUGUGUGCAACCAAGCGACGAGAGGAGAAAUGGCUCGAGACAUUAGUGGGCAAGUUCGAUCUGCUCCCAUUGGACCAAUAUCCUGUAGUUGCACGAAGUGUCGGUCGAGUGACAAGACACCAGCGUGCGAAGACACUCGAUGAUAUUCAAGACGAUAACGAUGAUCAGAGUGAUGGUAGCUCUUUCAACUCAAGCUCCGAGUCUGAUGGUAGCGACGAUGGUAUUGCUUUAGUCGAUACGAAGAAGAAACGACGAGUUACGUCGCUAGCGUAUGGUCGGUGGACGAUGACGAAGCUACUGAUGACUAUACAGCGUAAUGUUGAUGAUCUCUUAUCGCCAAAUAGUGGAGACACGUGUCGUGAGCUGCUCGAGAUACUAGGCGAGCUGGUACACGACCGUCUUCAAGAAGCAUUAACGUUGGUGAAGAAGCUUCACUAUAAAGAGGACGAGAUGAUUAUGCAGAGUAUAGCGUGUCUUGACGAAGCAGUGAAAUGGUUACAGCACAAGAUCUUGACGUGUCGAGAUACUGCAGCUAAACUGCUCAAUGUAGCGCCCGAGUCGGACUCGAACUCCGCUUCAGUUCAUAUUGGCAGCACAGAGAUGGCAUUGGCUAAAAUGUUGCAACGUGUGUUCGUGCAGUACUCAUCGCUAUUGAACGAAUGGCUUCUGGAUCGACAAACGAUCGAUGAUCGACGGAAAUCGGUGAAGAAGGAAAUGCUCAAACACGAGGACUACUACAUGCUCAAGUCUGAUCCAGACACAGUCACUCAAAGCACACAGGCUUCCCAGCCAUUCCUGUUACUGUGUAUCGAACAACUUGAAGCGUUUUCACAACAAGUUUUUGGCGAAUUUUUAGAGAUCUGGACACAUUUUGUCCGGCAACAGCAAGAAACUCAUCAGACUAAAGCCACAAGUUGUACUCUUGGGUUUGUGGUUGGAGUGGCCUCAGCGACUUCUCCAGCACUUCGACGUUUAGAUUUGACGGUCACUAACCGCCUGGAGUUACAGUUCUUCUCGCUUGUGGACUCUCGUAAGUGCUUUGAUGAUGUGUUAGAGGCGCUAGUCGUGAAAGCCAAGCUGCCUCUUGCACUCAGCGGUCAAGUAUUGCGAGCGAUCGCUAGUCGCCACCAUCGUCUUCCUAGUGUGCCGCGGUUGCUGCUGGCAUUACGGUUUCUAUUGUUCACGCACUUUCGACGCUGUCCUUGGAGUUUUCUGGCACUCGCUAUUGAUGAUUUAGGGAGUGGAGAAUCCCCUAUUUUGGUCGCUGCCGACAUGACACCGUUACCGCACCGUAUCUCUAUUUGGAUUAAGAGACAACGAAGACGGUUAAUGCUUGAAGCACAAGACAGAACUUGGUCUGAGUCUGUUCUGGGCUCGUGGCUUGCUUUUUGCAGCGACUUCGAACUGGCAGACUUGGCAUCUCGGGUUAUGGUUACGGAUGCUGUAACUGGGGACGCUAAUUGGAUUACAGUGUUAGAGUCUGCGCUAAUUAAUGAACGUCGACGACAAGCUCGUUGGCGAUUGGGAUGGGAGUGCUUCCGUUCCGCUUGCUCGUGGCUGGACGUACGCAUUGAUAGCAAUGCGAAAGAUGUGGAUAAACAGGAAGACGUGGCAGCGACACACUUGGCGUUAGCGCUUGAAGGACGAUUAGGUGAUUCUCCACGCUUUAUGGAAGUUCUUCGACGCUUAGAGACAUGCGACUGGGUGGUGCUGAUAGGGAUGAUUCAACACUGGAAGGUCUCGUUCCGUGUGUUUGGGUCACUUGAAGACGACGCGGUGGAGAUGACGCUGAACGAGCUGGCGAUGUUGUGUGCAUAUGCAAGAACAGAGAAGACCCCAGUGAAGAUGCUGAUAGCGUUGCGAGAGGAGAUUGUUACGGUGUUUACCGCCAAUCUCAUCGCUGCACUGCUGCACCCACCUUCUUCUAGCUCAAUGUCUCCUGCUGAUAAACUGGUUUCCAGUUGGUCGGCGUUGAAAGACGCCAGUGUACUGGAAGAACGACUGCGGUUCGAGUACCAUGAUCAUCUCCGUAACGUGCUGCAAGACGCUGGGAUUGGAGAAAAUAUUGACUCUAAUGGCACAGACGAGGCUUCGUGGAUACAUGAUGUGGGUCUGGCCUUCCUGUUUUACCAGGAGAGUGCUAGUGCGAGUCUGAGUCUUCGCGAAUGGUACGAUAGCUUUUCGGCGGAACUGGAGGAGGAGGCCAACACUGUAACGAGCAAGAGGAAGGCAGGGAACUUUAGUGACGAUCCAGCUAUCAAGGCUCGCUUCGUCCGUGCAAUCUGUACUCUGCGUCACUGGGGCUUCAUCAAGAGCGACGCACCUCGCGAUUCGGAGCAGGAUAUCAUAGAAAAGUUAGUCUUCAUAUGAGUGUAGAGCAUAGAGUUAGGGGGUCAUUAGAGUGUUAACAACAGUGGAUAAAGUAAAUGAAUGAUGCCGGGUACGAUUUAAAGUAGGGAAGGAAGACUAUAAUACUGUCACAAGAGCGGCC